AUGUCUCUGGACGAUAUUGGUAUUGAUAUUGCCACGAACGUGUUAACCACGUCCGGCCCGUCUAUUAUGGCAAAAGCAAAGGAAUCCCCGACGCUGCUCAAGUUCGAGCCUGGCUCCAUGGUGUGGAAAGCAUGGCGUUCCCGUUAUAACAAUUAUGUUAAGAUACAGGAACUCACCACAGAGGACGACCCAAAAAGGCUGCUACUGGAUUCAUUAGGAGUGGAAGCACAUGAAAUGUUGUUUGCCAUGUGUCUUCCACAAGAUCCCGCAGAGCUGAAACUGGAUGAAGUCAUCGCCCAUCUCGAGCAUGCAUACGUAAAGAAGACACUGCAGUCAACCGAAUGGGCGAACUUUUUCCUCUUGAAGCAGGAAGUUGGUGAAACCCUUCUUGAUUUUGCCAAUAAGCUGUGGAGGAAGGCUGUGUUGUGUUCUUUUCCGGCAGACGCGUUGGAGGGGAAAAUGCGUGCGGCGUUCCUAAACGGAGUCCAAAAUGAAGCGACGCAGCGCCAUUUACGAACCAAGGAAAUUGAUGUUCUGGCGAAAGCGCUGGAUAUCGCAGAGCAGUAUGAGCUGGCACAGCUGAAGCGGACAGCCACUACUACUGAAAUGGCGAGGAUCGACGGCGGCCAGAAGGGACGUUCGGGGCCACAUCCGAAGGAACGUAACGGUGGUACUCGGCCUGGGCGUGGUGACGGCAACAAUGGCAAGAUGGCUGGCAGCAGCGGCGCAUGCUACGCGUGUGGCGGAAAAGGGCAUGUGAAGGCCGAUUGCUGGGCGAAGGAAGCGACGUGUAGAAAGUGCGGCAAGAAAGGUCACGUCGCAAAGGCGUGCAAGCCUCCGCCGAAGGGCGACAGAGGCGGCGGUAACUGUCGGACGUGGACAGUGCAGGAAGACUUCGACGUCCUGGCUAUCGGUGAAGAAGUGGGUGGAUCGAUUCGGGUACCGAUCACCUUGAAUGAUGCCCGUGUAUCCAUGCUGUUGGAUACGGGAUCAGGUGUGACGAUCAUCACGGCGAGCACGUGGAGACAGAUCUGCUCGCCGAAGUUGAUGCCUUAUGCCACACCGCUACGAAAUUUCACGGGCCAUCCGAUCCGGGUGAUCGGAAGUGCAACGAUGCCGGUGGUAUAUGGACGGACAAGAAAGUCACUGCCCUUCGUCGUCGUAGGCCGUGUGGGUGACGUGCUGGGACGCGACUGGAUCAAAGCAUUAGACCUCAGUCACCUGAGUCUGAAAGAGCUGCAAGUGCCUGCGGUCUCAAAGGUCACCGCCCGAGCAACUGUCCAGAGCAUCCUGGAUCGCCACAGCAGCGUAUUUCGCGAUGAACUUGGGCACUGCAAGGAAUUUAAAGCUCACCUCUACCUAAAAGAAGGCGCGAAGCCGGUCUUUUGUAAACCACGGACGGUCCCGUUCGCAUAUUGGGACGCAGUGGAAAAAGACUUGGACCGCUUGGUUGAAAGAGGGAUAUUCACGCCUGUGGAGCAUGCGGACUGGGCUGCCCCCGUUGUUGGAACGCAGAAACGAGCCGGAGACAUCCGUACGUGCGCCGACCUGAGCACCGGAUUGAAUGACUCGCUCGACGUGCAAACCUAUCCGCUGCCCACUCCGGACGAGCUGUUUGCCAAGUUAAACGGAGGCGAUAAGUUCAGCAGCCUGGAUCUGGCAGAAGCCUAUGCGCAAAUAGAGCUGGACGACGAAAGUAAGGAACUCGUUGUCAUAAACACGCACAAAGGUCUGUUCAGGUACAACCGGUUGCCGUUUGGUGUCGCAAGCGGACCGAGCAUUUUCCAACAGAUCAUUGAGCGCAUACUGCAAGGCUGCGAGGGCGUGGCGGUGUACAUUGACGACAUUAUCGUCACGGGCAAGACCGACGAAGAACACCAGCGGAACUUGGAAGCGGUGUUAGAACGGCUGGAGAAGUACGGACUACGCGUGAAACUGUCGAAGUGCAGAUUCAUGCAGGAAUCGGUCGAGUAUCUGGGUUUUGUGGUGGACCGCCGCGGGCGGCACAUAUCCCAGGAUCGCGCGAAGACACUGGUGGACAUGAAGAUGCCCACCAACGUCAGUGAGUUACGUGCUUACCUGGGCAUGGUAAAUCACUACGCUAAGUUCGUACAGAACCUGUCCGCAAAGUGCGGUCCGUUUCACCGCCUAUUAAAGUCCGGCGCACCAUGGGAAUGGACGACGGAGUGUGCGAAGCAAUUUCAGGCACUCAAGGAAGAAAUUGUCCACGCAACGUUCCUGGUGCAUUUCAAUCCCGCAGUGCCAUUGGUGCUGGCAGCGGAUGCGUCGCAGUAUGGCGUGGGCGCGGUUCUGUGUCAUCGUUUUCCCGACGGAACGGAAAGGGCGAUUGCGCACGCGUCCAAGAGCCUGUCAGCAGCGGAAAAGAAUUACGGGGAGUUUACGCUGUUAACGGAUCACAAGCCGUUACUGAGCGUCUUCGGCAAGCGGAAAGGUGUCCCAGUGGUCACGGCCAAUCGACUUCAGCGGUGGGCGCUGCUGCUCAUGGGAUAUACGUUUUCCAUAGAGUACCGCCGCACCGAGAAGUUUGGUCAAGCGGAUGGCCUCAGCCGACUGCCGCUCCACUCCACACAGCUGGAGAAAUACCCAAACCUGGGGAUGGACAACGUAGUGAGCGCGCUGCAUGUGGAAAGUGCCGAAAACAUACCCGUGUCCGUCGAAGACAUCGCAAGGGAAACGGCUGCCGAUGCGGAGCUCCAGGAAGUACGCCAGUGCAUCGGUCGCGGCUGGCCGGACUCCGUAAGCGAUCAGAUUCGAUCGUAUAAGAAGGUACAGCACGAGCUGAGCGUGCUGAAUGGCUGUGUGUGCUGCGGAUCGCGCACGGUUAUUCCCGCGAAGUAUCGUUCCAGAAUACUAAAGCACCUACACGCAGCACACAUGGGCGCCGGGAAAAUGAAAGGAGAAGCGCGAGGCUACUGUUGGUGGCCAUCCAUGGACAGGGACAUCGAGCAAGUCGCCAAGGACUGCCGAAUAUGCACCGAGCGCGCGGGUGAGACGGCGAAAGUUCCAUUAGCGCAGUGGCCGGUGCCCGAUGCUCCCUGGAAGCGCGUUCACAUGGACUUUGCCGGUCCAUAUCGAGGCACGAUGUUGCUCGUGGUUGUGGAUGCAAUGUCCAAAUGGCCCGAAGUGGUGCAAAUGAAGCACGCAACGACGGAAGGAGUGAUGGAGGCGCUACUCACGAUGUUCAGCCGUUACGGUGUGUGCAAUGAAGUUGUGUCGGACAACGGCACACCAUUCACUUCGCAGCACUUUGUGGAUUUCUGCAGCAAGUAUGGCAUUAAGCACACCAGGACGCCUCCAGGUCACCCGCAGUCAAACGGUCAGGCCGAGCGGUACGUGCAGACCGUUAAAGACGGCGUUGCGAAGUUGAUGGCCGACGGCCAUGCGCUGCCGGAUGCGUUGCGUCAGCUCCUUUUGGUUCCCGUUAUGGCAACCGCGACGGAGCGUAAUCGCGAGCGGUACCGAAAGCAAUUCGAUAAGCGGACGAAACCGAAGGAGUUCCAUAGCAAUCAGUUGGUACUGGUACGCGACUAUCGUUUGAACCGUACAGUCCAUUGGAUCAGCGGGAAGUUAGUCAGACGUUAUGGUACGAAGGUGUGGGACGUGAAGGUUGGCGAUCUGAUGUGGCGCCGACAUGCCAAUCAGAUGCGGCCACGAAGUUGGCUGGAAAUGCACGAAAUGGUAGAAGCGGAAAUUCCACCAUCAGCCAACGCGGAAGCACCACCGCCUGCCAAUGACCUACCGGAAUUGACCAGUGAAGCCUUUCCAAAGUCUACUGCAAACGAUGCAGAGGCUGUUAAAACGGAACCUGAUCAGCCGAAAGCUCAACCCGAUGCGGUGAAGGUUUCACAACCACCGAAACCAGUGGAAGCCAAACCUACUACAGUAAAUAAGCCACAAGCUACGAAGCCUAAGAAGACCAAACCGGAAGCGGUGGAACCACGUCGUACAGCAAGGGCGAACGCAGGAAUUGCUCCCAAGCUGUUAAUACAUGAGCAAUAA
Molecule: messenger RNA, 4020 nt
Organism: Paramacrobiotus metropolitanus
Lineage: Eukaryota; Metazoa; Tardigrada; Eutardigrada; Parachela; Macrobiotidae
Exons: 2
Coding region: 1-4020 (1339 amino acids)
Biological process (GO): DNA integration; proteolysis
Molecular function (GO): aspartic-type endopeptidase activity; nucleic acid binding; zinc ion binding
Source: RefSeq, a predicted model, not a curated record